Messenger RNA from Erigeron canadensis, 1940 nucleotides. RefSeq names its product probable ADP,ATP carrier protein At5g56450. The transcript has 2 exons. Lineage: Eukaryota; Viridiplantae; Streptophyta; Magnoliopsida; Asterales; Asteraceae. Gene Ontology annotation, molecular function: ATP:ADP antiporter activity. The record is from RefSeq and is a predicted model, not a curated record. Bases 416 to 1405 code for a protein of 329 amino acids. Gene Ontology annotation, biological process: mitochondrial ADP transmembrane transport; mitochondrial ATP transmembrane transport. Gene Ontology annotation, cellular component: mitochondrial inner membrane.
AUCGGAUAACAUAGAAAGAUUAGCGAAGAAAAAGAAAAGGUUAUCAAAUUUAAGGCAAAUCUAAUUUUGGAUAACAGAGCAAGAAAGACAGAAAGAAAGAUGGGGACGAAUGGUAAAUACAAGACGGCUAAAGGCGCCACCUAAAAAGAAUUCCAAUUUCAUUUCAUUUCAUUUCGUAUCAAUCAAUCUAUACAUACAUACACCAAGAAUUAUCUCAAAUAUGUAUCUAUAUCUGUACCUGUAUCUAAAUCUAUAUCUGUAUCUAUCUUGAAUAUAUAUAAAUUAAACCACCCUUUAUUGUUCAAUUAAUCCAUUUCAAACAAAAUCACGCGAAACCCACAUCAGAUUCCAACCCCUAAACAAAAAAAGACACAUUCUUUAUUAAAAUCUUGUGGUGUUUGUGUGCGUGGUGGAUAUGGUUGAAGAAGAUGAAUCAAAAAAAUCCAAGAAAGUAGAGAUUAGUUUGAUGAUAUCAUCAUCAUAUUGGCUAACAAAUUUUCCAAGAGAUCUAAUGGCAGGUGCAUUGAUGGGUGGGAUGGUGCAUACAGUUGUAGCCCCAAUUGAAAGAACAAAACUAUUGUUACAAACACAAGAAAGUAAUAUAGCAAUUGUUGGGGGUAAACAUAGGAGGUUUAAUGGUAUGAUUGAUUGCAUUGUUCAUACUGUUAAACAAGAAGGCUUUUUAUCUCUUUGGAGAGGUAAUGGUAGUAGUGUUCUUAGGUAUUAUCCUUCUGUUGCCCUCAAUUUCUCUCUUAAGGAUCUUUAUAGAAGCAUCUUGCGCAGUGGCAAUUCUCAACACUCCACCUUUUUAGCUGGUCCAUCUGCCAACUUCAUAGCUGGGGCUGCAGCUGGAUGCACGACAUUAGUCAUCAUCUACCCUCUAGAUAUAGCACACACUCGGCUCGCUGCAGACCUUGGGAGAAUGGAAUCCCGUCAAUUUAAAGGCAUCCGUCACUUCCUUUCUACAGUACGGGCCAAGGACGGGAUCCGUGGGAUCUACAAAGGGCUCCCAGCAUCCCUUCAAGGAAUGGUGGUUCACCGAGGCCUGUAUUUUGGUGGGUUUGAUACAAUGAAAGAAAAAAUGUCCAAAAACGCUCCAUCAGAAGUUGCAUUAUGGAAACGCUGGAUUGUAGCUCAAGGUGUGACUACAUCAGCCGGGCUAGUUUCUUACCCAAUGGAUACUGUGAGGAGACGAAUGAUGAUGCAAUCUGGAAUAGAUCGACCUAUGUAUAGAAACACAUUGGAAUGCUGGAAAACAAUCUAUAAGACAGAAGGGUUCGGGUCAUUUUAUCGUGGGGCCCUAUCAAACAUGUUUAGGAGUACAGGAGCCGCGGCAAUCUUGGUUUUGUAUGAUGAGGUGAAGAAGUUUAUGGACUGGAGUGGUUAUAACACUCCUAAUGUUUGAUGGUAUGCUCACAAGAACGUAAUAAGUUGUAGGACAGAGUAGGCGACUAGAGUAGGAUUAUAGUGAAGAAUGAAUACACAUGCGACACUAGACAAAAUGAUACAGUUUGAUGACUGAUUUUUAGUAGAUGACAACAACCAGGAGAUUUUGUUAGCUAAUAAACAUAGUUUGGGAGCCAAAAUUGGGCGGUUUACACCUUUAGCUUUCUUGCGACAAUUUUGUUGGUUUCUGUUUGUAUUGCGAGAAUGCAAUUAAUCUAUGGUAAUAUAAUCUAUGGUGAUCAUCAAACUUAUCAUUACGCUGCGUUUUCUUUUUCCGAGACCGUUACCAUUAAAUGGGGAAAGCAUCGGUACCGCAGCGAUACCUAUGAUAGGUACUGACCGCACUCACAUACCGGAUUUGAUGUGUAAAUUUAAUAAACUUCAGGGGCAAAACUGAUGAGUUUCUUCACAAAACUGUUGUACCUAUUAUUUCCCCUAAAUUUAUAUCCUUUUAUGCGCAACAAAUCAAUGAUUUGGUUGAUUUAUUACGUUUA